Melanotaenia boesemani (Boeseman's rainbowfish) is the source of this 632-nucleotide messenger RNA. RefSeq names its product ATPase H+ transporting V1 subunit F (gene atp6v1f). The transcript is spliced from 2 exons. Gene Ontology annotation, biological process: proton transmembrane transport. Gene Ontology annotation, molecular function: proton-transporting ATPase activity, rotational mechanism. The record is from RefSeq and is a predicted model, not a curated record. The coding region runs from base 83 to 442 and encodes 119 amino acids. Lineage: Eukaryota; Metazoa; Chordata; Actinopteri; Atheriniformes; Melanotaeniidae. Gene Ontology annotation, cellular component: membrane; proton-transporting V-type ATPase, V1 domain.
CAGCUGACCAGCUCACAUGACGCAGCCUGUCUGUGCAAGUAAGAUCAUCUCUCCUCCGUGAAACCGGACCGUGUAGAUCGUGAUGGCGGGUCGCGGGAAGCUGAUCGCCGUUAUCGGGGACGAGGACACUUGCACGGGCUUUCUGCUCGGCGGGAUCGGGGAACUGAACAAGAACCGGAAACCGAACUUCUUGGUGGUGGAGAAGGACACUAGCAUCACGGAAAUCGAGGAGACCUUCAAGAGUUUCCUGGCUCGGAACGACAUCGGCAUCAUCCUGAUAAAUCAGUUUGUGGCUGAGAUGAUCCGCCAUGCCAUUGACGCCCACAUGCAGUCCAUCCCGGCUGUCCUGGAGAUCCCAUCCAAAGAGCAUCCAUAUGACGCGUCCAAGGACUCCAUCCUGCGCCGCGCCAAGGGGAUGUUCUCAGCUGACGACUUCCGAUAAACAUCCACCGUUAAUAUGCUUCCCCAUCGAUUAGAUUAGAUCAGCUGUGUGUCCAUGAAUGCAUUGAUCUGCUGUGGUUCCUCUCUGAAACAACCUGUGGUCCUGUGACAGUCCUGUGUCCUGGUGUUUUCCUCUUCAGUCUUAAUUUAUAAACUCUGUUGGAUGAAUUAAAGAUGUUGUUGGUUGUGAA